Mus musculus (house mouse) is the source of this 1717-nucleotide messenger RNA. It is a transcript of the gene Cyp2d34, whose product is annotated as cytochrome P450, family 2, subfamily d, polypeptide 34. Gene Ontology annotation, molecular function: iron ion binding; heme binding; oxidoreductase activity, acting on paired donors, with incorporation or reduction of molecular oxygen. The record is from RefSeq and is a predicted model, not a curated record. Bases 99 to 1658 code for a protein of 519 amino acids. Gene Ontology annotation, cellular component: endoplasmic reticulum membrane. The transcript has 9 exons. Lineage: Eukaryota; Metazoa; Chordata; Mammalia; Rodentia; Muridae.
CUAUCCUUAUAAAGGAAGCUUGGUGCUUCCUGAUCCUAGGUGUUGUAUUGAGUGUUGGUCAUUGGCCUCUGGGAAGCCUGGGCAGCAGUGGGGCAACCAUGGAGUUGCUGACUGGAACUGGUUUGUGGUCUGUGGCCAUAUUCACGGUCAUCUUCCUGAUUCUGGUGGACCUGAUGCACCGGCGCCAGCACUGGACUUCUCGCUACCCACCAGGCCCUGUGCCAUGGCCUGUGCUGGGUAACCUGCUGCAGGUGGACCUGGAUAACAUUCCAUACAGCUUGUACAAGCUUCAAAACCGCUAUGGUGAUGUGUUCAGUCUGCAGAUGGCCUGGAAGCCCGUGGUUGUGAUCAAUGGACUAAAGGCGAUGCAGGAAGUGCUGUUGACCUGUGGCAAGGACACUGCUGACCACCCUCCAGUGCCCAUAUUUGAGUACCUAGGUUUUAAGAGCAAAUCCCAAGGUGUGGUCCUUGCAUCUUACGGGCCCGAGUGGCGAGAGCAGAGGCAAUUCUCUGUAUCCACCCUGCGAAACUUCGGCCUGGGCAAGAAAUCUCUGGAGGAGUGGGUAACCAAGGAGGCCAAACACCUCUGUGAUGCCUUCACCGCCCGGGCUGGGCAGUCCAUCAAUCCCAACACCAUGCUGAACAACGCUGUGUGCAAUGUGAUUGCAUCUCUCAUUUUUGCCCGUCGCUUUGAAUAUGAAGACCCUUUCCUCAUCAGGAUGCUAAAAAUGCGGGAAGAAAGUUUGAAAGAAGUCACUGGCUUCAUUCCUGGGGUUCUUAACACGUUCCCAAUACUCCUGCGAAUCCCAGGGCUGGCUGACAUGGUCUUCCAAAGUCAGAAGACCUUCAUGGCCAUACUGGAUAACCUAGUUACUGAGAAUAGGACCACCUGGGACCCUGACCAGCCACCCCGAAAUUUGGCCGAUGCCUUCCUAGCAGAGAUACAGAAGGCCAAGGGGAAUCCUGAGAGCAGCUUCAAUGAUGAGAACCUGUGCAUGGUGGUGAGUGAUCUCUUCACUGCAGGGAUGGUGACCACCUCAACCACACUGUCCUGUGCCCUGCUGCUCAUGAUCCUGCAUCCGGAUGUGCAGCGUGAGCCUGGCUGGGGCUGGGAGGGAGGUAGAGGCACAAUCCCCAGUAGAGUUCAACAGGAAAUCGAUGCAGUCAUAGGGCAGGUGCGGUGUCCAGAGAUGGCAGACCAGGCCCGCAUGCCCUACACCAAUGCUGUCAUUCAUGAGGUGCAACGCUUUGGGGACAUUAUUCCAUUGAAUAUACCACGCAUCACAAGUCGUGACAUUGAAGUCCAGGAUUUUCUGAUCCCCAAGGGCACGAUCCUCAUCCCCAACAUGUCGUCCAUGCUGAAGGAUGAGACUGUCUGGGAAAAGCCCCUCCGCUUCUAUCCUGAACACUUCCUGGAUGCCCAGGGCCACUUUGUGAAGCCUGAGGCCUUCAUGCCAUUCUCAGCAGGCCGCAGAUCAUGCCUGGGUGAGCCCCUGGCCCGAAUGGAGCUCUUCCUCUUCUUCACCUGCCUCCUGCAGCGCUUUAGCUUCUCAGUGCCAGCUGGACAGCCCCAGCCCAGUGACCAUAGAAUCUUUGCUAUUCCAGUUGCCCCCUACCCCUACCAGGUCUGUGCUAUAAUGCGUGAGCAAGGACACUAAUUCCAAACAUGCUCUGCAAGUUAGGCUGAGUGAUGUAAAAUAAACUAGUCUUGUGGCUA